AUGUCUGUCGAUGUCAAAUCCGAGUUUUCUGAGAACGAUUCUUCUUCGUCUUCGUCGUCACCAACCAAUGUUAACAACGUUGCAUGGCCUAACUAUCAAAUGAUGCCGUUCAUGAAUGCACAACCGCUAAGAGAUAAAAUGUUACAACCUUCGUUCGAUCCACAGCUCUAUGGAAGAUGGCCACAGAUGGGCGAAGCAGGAUUCUAUGGUCAUUCCGACAUCUACUCAACAUUCGCACUUCCCCAGUUAUCAACCAACGGCCAAAUACUCCCAACGGCGGAAGUUGUUGAAGUGAAGCCUCCACUAUCGAACGGAAGCAGUAGCAGUGAUAGUGGAAUGUAUCCAUCUCCAAACGACUUGACUCCAUUCCCAUCGACGUCUUCUGGCAUUGGGGCGUCCAGUUCAUCGUCGGAUCUUCAAGCGGCGGCUGCCGCUGCCGCUAACUAUCAGAUGAGAGCGGCAACAUGUUACCAACAAUCCGUUUGGCCUUUCAUGGACUAUCAACAGCCGUUCCCCUGGAAAAUGCCACUGGGUAGCGCUGGAAAGGAACGGAGAGCAAGCAGUGACACGAAGUCCUUGCCGACAGGCCCAGGAACGAACAAUGUUCGUGUGCGGACGGCCGACAAGUAUCGAAUGGUUUACUCAGAUUAUCAACGAUUGGAGUUGGAGAAAGAGUUCCACACAUCGGCUUUCAUAACUUCGGAUCGGAAGUCUCAGCUGUCAACAAUGCUGAGCUUGACAGAACGACAAAUCAAAAUUUGGUUCCAGAAUCGACGCGCGAAGGAUCGUCGUGACAAGCAGAAGAUACGACUCUAA
Messenger RNA from Caenorhabditis briggsae, 816 nucleotides. It is a transcript of the gene Cbr-pal-1, whose product is annotated as Protein CBR-PAL-1. The record is from RefSeq and is a predicted model, not a curated record. Gene Ontology annotation, cellular component: nucleus. Bases 1 to 816 code for a protein of 271 amino acids. NCBI's taxonomy places the organism in Eukaryota, Metazoa, Nematoda, Chromadorea, Rhabditida, Rhabditidae. Gene Ontology annotation, biological process: regulation of transcription by RNA polymerase II; embryo development; anterior/posterior axis specification. Gene Ontology annotation, molecular function: DNA-binding transcription factor activity, RNA polymerase II-specific; RNA polymerase II transcription regulatory region sequence-specific DNA binding. The transcript is spliced from 6 exons.